AUGGAGCACCUGCCCCUGCCGAACACCCUGGAGACCCAGGAUAGCGCGCGCAAUGAUAUGCUGCGUGUGAAUGCCAUUGCAACGCAGGGUGGACAUAGACCGUCUGUGAACUCUUCAAUGAAUUCAGCAAGGCGCAGCAACAAGACGGACUCCGAGUCCAGCUUUGAAUCAAGCAGCGACGAUGAUGAUGAUGACGCGGGACUCUACCCGAAUGGCCAGAUUCCGUCAAACAGCCGUUUAAGACAGAAGCGCGUAAGCAACGCCUCCAUGGCCGACUUCUUCAAGCGGGAGCCAGCAGUUUCUCGCGUGUGGCUUUUCCUCGAAGAUCCCGACUCGGGCAAGGCAGCUUAUUGGUUUGCCGCACUGAGCAACUACUUUGUCUGCACCAGCAUCAUCUUUACGAUCUGGCAAGCUUCUUCCGGCCCACCUUUGUCCGGGCUUGCCGAGGGCAUUAUUCAGAUCUCCGUGGAGGUGUUGCUUCUGCUCGAGUUUGCCACUCGAUGGCUCGCAUCGUCUGGACCAAAGAGAGAUUUCGUGAAGAACCCGUACAACUUGAUCGACCUCGCGGCGUUUGUGCCCACAAUCGUCCGAUUAGCUUCCGGUAUCCGGACCCCAACUGCAGCUGAGAACCCAGCGGCGCACUAUCUCUUGGUGUGCUUCGUUCCUGUGAUACGACAGCUCAAACUCGUUCGCCGCUUCCAGAAAUUGCAACUUUUAUUGCAUGUGUUGACGACGGUCUUUGACGCCUUGAAGCUGUUGCUCUUUAUGGUGUGUUUAAUUGUGCUGUUUUUCGCCGCCGUGCUCUACAUCGUUGAGCCUAAUGAUGCCAUAGAUACGCUUCCGACAUCGAUUUGGUUGUGCAUUGUGACCGUGACCACCGUUGGGUACGGAGACGUGGCACCAUCAACGUGGCCCGGGCGAAUAGUGGCCGGAACACUUUGUUUCAUUAGCGUACUCUUCAUGGCCAUGCCGCUAUCCGUUCUGGGAAAUGCCAUGUCGCAAACAUGGGCAGAUCGACAUCGGAUCCUCCUCAUGACCCGCACACGGGCUCGCCUGAAAAACUUGGGUUACUCUGCGGAUGAUAUGCCCAAGCUUUUCAAGAAGUUUGAUACCGAUAACAAUGGCGAACUGGAAUUGGAGGAGUUCUGUGACCUCGUAGCUGCCAUGAAAGUGGGAGUGAAGCCUCACGAGGCAUCAGAACUGUUUAUGGCGUUCGACGAUGAUGGCAACGGCGGGAUUGAUGAACGUGAAUUCAUGAAAGCGCUUUUUCCACUGGACUAUCGGCGGAUGUACAGACGGGCCUCUGGCAUGACAUUUGGGACAUUUGCGGCAUGA
This is a messenger RNA of Symbiodinium pilosum, 1335 nucleotides long. Lineage: Eukaryota; Dinophyceae; Suessiales; Symbiodiniaceae. The record is from the annotation of a GenBank genome assembly.